Molecule: messenger RNA, 699 nt
Organism: Venustampulla echinocandica
Lineage: Eukaryota; Fungi; Ascomycota; Leotiomycetes; Helotiales; Pleuroascaceae
Product: Acyl-CoA N-acyltransferase
Exons: 2
Coding region: 1-699 (232 amino acids)
Molecular function (GO): acyltransferase activity, transferring groups other than amino-acyl groups
Source: RefSeq, a predicted model, not a curated record
AUGUCUUCUCCAAACCCCAAUUUCCAACUUUUCCCCUGCACAGUAGCAGAUGUCCCUGAUAUGAUAAACAUCUAUAUGAGUGCCUUCGCCGACGACUACUUCGCGCGCUACACUCUGCCCCCUGACCAAAUUGCCCCGGAGGAGUGGCAGCGCUGGUUAACAAUCCGCUUUACCAAAGUCUUCUCCAAGCCCGAGUACCGGGUCUUCAAGAUCACGGAUCCCAAUACCGGAAAGGCGUGCGCGUUUAUAAGAUGGGCAUAUCCCCAUGUUUUCACUGAAGAGCAGAAAGCGCAGAGGAAGCAAGAGGAGAAGGAGUUGGAGAGGAGGAAGAAAGAAGGCACGGAUGAUAGUUGGCCUAGAGGCGCGAAUCUAGAGGCUCUUGAUGCUAAGUUCAGCGCUCUGGACAGGAUUCGAGAGGAGACUGUUGAUGAAACGAAUACUUAUGUGGCACAUCUUCUAGCUGUGCAUCAAGAUUAUCAGAGAAGGGGCCUCGGACCCAAGCUGUUGAAGCAUACGCUGGACCUGGCUGAUGCCGAGGGACGCCUUGUUUAUAUUGAAGCUACGACUGCGGGCUAUCCUGUAUAUGCUAAGCUUGGCUUCAAGGAGAUUAACGCUAUUAGUGUGGACUUAUCGAAAUAUGGGGGCAAGGAGCCGGGAGUGAAUAGAGUUAUGUUGAGGGAGCCGCAGAAAGUUAGCUAG